ACAAGCCACUGACACUGACUCGACUGCCACCCGCCCGGAUAACUUAUAUUCAUUCGCAAGCCCAGGGCUUGGCUUCCUUCCUUUGCUCUCUAUCAACCUGUCUUACCGAAUGGAAUUUUGAAGAGACGAAAAGUAUCCCCUUUUUGCAAGCUGGAGAGAGGAAAAUAAUGCGCGUUAAGCUUCAUCUUGACUCGCAGACUGCGUUUGCGGGAUACCCACUCCGAGGAACGGUCGAGCUGUUUGUCGACAAUGCAAAUAGCAUGCCGACAGAGCUCUAUGUUCAGUUUAAAGGUACAUCGACGACCGCGUCGAACUCGAGUGUCUCGAACCAGACGUUUAUAGAACGACACACCCACGCAAACAAAAAAGUGCAGCUCUACGUCGCGCCCGAUGGGCCCUCGUCCUCGUCUUCUGCACCUACCGAUCGUCCGACAGAGACGAUCGACGAAGUGCCGCCGUACGAGAAAUUGACCCUACAGCCCGGCAAAAACACGAUCCGGUUCAGCAUCGAUAUCCCAAUCUUCUCCGGCUGUCCCUACGCGCCCGGCAUCAGCGACGGCCACAGACGCUACCAGCGCUGCGGGUACGCCCGCGUCAAGCACACAGAUCGCGGGACCACAACGCUACCGCUGCCGCCCUCAAUGCCGCCAUCGAGUCGGUUCAUUGUCAAGUACGGUGUGCGCGCGGUCGCCCGCCGCGCGGGGAUUUUCAAAAUGAACAAGUCGGCGAUGAAGGUCGUGCGUCUGGCACCCGCGGCACUGCUGCAGUCCAGCGACGACGAAGCACUCAACGACCUCGUCACCACGCAACUAAACAUGCUGUCUGCGAAGAGCAUCAGACUGCCAGACUCGUACUUUGUGCCCGGAGCGCUGCCGAAAGCGUCGGGAUUCCGCCAGCUGAUGAGUUUUGGAUCGAAAGGGACGAUGGUCGUUGGCGUGCCGGUGAAGCUCAGUUCCGAGAUAUUUCCGCACGCGCGGUUACCCCACAACGUUCCGUUCUCGCUCAAGCUAGGCUUGUCGAUCGACGUCGACGAUAUGAGUCGGAUCAGAGGCAUUAUCAACGAGUUUGACAUCACGUCGAUCAAAGUCGUGCUGAAAUCAAACACGGACGGAACCGCAGGCGGCCUGAUAAUGAUGCCCGAGCCGCGGACGACGACGCUUUUAGAGCUGAAGAAUAUCGGAAUGAGCUUGCGGAUGUUGUCGACCUCUGGAAUCCCGCAGUACCAAGUCGAGUGCGAGAAGCUAAAGGCGCUGAUAAUACGGCCGGAGGAUACGCCGCCGAGCUUUACAAUCAAAAGCAUGAAGCUACGGCACAGUCUGCGAGUCGAAGUCGGAUUGACGAUCAACGGCAGCAGUGAGAAAAAAGUCGACGUCGAACGGAAUAUAAUAGUCACAUCUGGGAAUGACUAUGAUCCGGAUAGUAUGGCGAUGUUACCGCCCGGAUACGAGUUUAAUCACAAUCAUGCAGCCGGGAAUAGUGACGAUGAGGGUUCUAGCGGCAGCUCGGACUGGGGGGACGAUGAUAUCAAGGAGGAUUUUUUCGCAGAUUGAGCAAAGAACUUAAUAUCUAAUACUAUAU
Molecule: messenger RNA, 1578 nt
Organism: Myxozyma melibiosi
Lineage: Eukaryota; Fungi; Ascomycota; Lipomycetes; Lipomycetales; Lipomycetaceae
Exons: 2
Coding region: 168-1550 (460 amino acids)
Source: RefSeq, a predicted model, not a curated record